Drosophila navojoa is the source of this 1312-nucleotide messenger RNA. RefSeq lists its product as uncharacterized. The record is from RefSeq and is a predicted model, not a curated record. NCBI's taxonomy places the organism in Eukaryota, Metazoa, Arthropoda, Insecta, Diptera, Drosophilidae. Gene Ontology annotation, molecular function: protein binding.
AAGCGAACAUUUUGCAUAGUGCGAAGGCAUUAUUGAUAUGGCUGUAACUAAUUUACCAAGAGUUCCGGAAGGUCUUAGAGAUCUGGUAAAAACCUAUACUAAGGAAGUUUUACGCGAAAAACCCAAAGAUCUAUAUAAAUUCUCAGUAGAUUACUUUGAAAGCCUAGCGGGUACAAGAAAAAUUCAGCGAAAGGUGAUCAAAUAUGAAACCCAGCAAAGUUACGAAACUAUCGUGAAAAAUCGCAUUCGACAGCAAGUACCUUUGUCUCUUGCAUUUCAUAUAAUUCCUGAAAAUCUAACCGAAGUAAUCAAACAGUUCAUCAAAGCCGUCCUGCGAGAGAAUCCUCAAUAUUUAGUUCCAUUCGCAAUAGAAUAUUUUAAAAAUCUUCAAACUUCGUCAUCGAAACUGGGAGAUAUUCAGUAUACAGCUUAUGAAAAAUUUAUGGAGAAAAAUGAGAGCCAGUCGCCGGCACGCAAGGUGACUACGUGUGAAUGUGGACGUAUUCUCAGCUCGACGGGUGGGACACCAGAAGUAGUACAAAAUAUCCCUGAUGUGGAUCAACAAAUCGGAAAGCUCAACAAAAACGAUCAGUACAUAAGAGCUGUGUGCAUCAUUCAGAAAUACUUUCGACAAUAUUUGAAACAAAAAGCAGAAAAGCUAAUCCAACUUAAGGUUACUUCGAAGACUACAGAUUUUUAUUGCAGCCAAGAAGUCUUAAAUGCUAUUAUAAUAAUUCAAAGACAAUUUCGGCGUUUAUUAACAAAAAAACGAUCUAAAACUUCCGCGGAAUCAAAACAGACAAAUGAAGGACGUUACAAUUCUGUAAAAUAUAUGAGGGCUGUACUUAUUAUACAACGGUACAUGCGAGAAUAUUUGAGAAAUAAGAAAUCGAAGAAGCAGACGUUAACCAAAUCCGAGGACCUUACUCCAGAUGACAAUAUUACCAUGACAACAGCAGCAUUCGUCAUUCAAAGAGCAUUUCGAAGUAUGGUUAGGGCGCGGAGAGCCAAAGGACAUAUAAAUGCUGACCUCGAUCAAUGCGAUGAGAUGAAUGACAAUGCUUCCGAAGCAGCAUCUUAUACGUCCGCCUCUACUGCUCUUCUUUCAACAGAGUCGGCAGGUGAGCAUGAUUUUGGGAGUACUCAUUAUGAAGAGGGCGUGCAUCAACAAACUAUCAAGGAAGAUGAAGAAGUUGAGAACGGAAAUACAAACCGACAAAUGAUAUUUGGGACAGAAUCUAUAAACACAAAUACAAAUUCAGAAAAUCGUAGUAGACAAGGUAAAAAAACUUUUUUUUUUUUUUUUUUUUAA